CUGCCGUUUAAAGUCAAUUUACGGAUUUAAACAAAUAGGCUAAUAGCAAGCUGUACGCUUCUUUAAAUAAUUUAACUUCUGAGAUGCUAUCCAGCAUGGAGAUGGAAACAGAUGUGUUAUCUGCAGUUUCAUCUACUGUAGAUAUACAGUCAGAUGAGUUUUCAUCUUCUGAAGAUUUGAAACCUGAUAUAUCAACCAUAGUAUUAUCAUCUUCUGAAGACAUAAAAACAGAAUUAACAUUUUUUAAUUUCCAGGAUAUAAAACCUGACAUGACAUUUAAAAACCCUCAAGAUGUUAAACCUGAUGUUACAACAGAAUUUUCUACUUCUGAAGACGUAAAAGCAGAAUUAUCAACAUUGUUUUAUUUCCAGGAUAUAAAACCUGAUGUGACAUUUAAAAACCCUCAAGAUGUUAAACCUGAUGUUACACCAGAAUUUUCUACUUCUGAUGACAUAAAACCAGAAUUAUCAUUUUUUAAUUUCCAGGAUAUAAAACCCAACAAGUCAUCUAAUACUUCUCAAAAUUUUAAUCCUGAUAUUACAUUUUCAAUUGAAAAAAUUAAUAAAAAACCUGUGACAGCAGCAUUUUCAACUGAAAAUUUAAAACCAGAAUUGUCAACUACUGAAAAUUUAAAACAAGACUUAGCUAAAGAAUUUUUAUUUUUUGAGGACAAACAACAAAAUGGACUUGAAGAAAAUCUACAAAUGUCUAUGGACAAAAAUAAGGUGGUUCAUUGUCAUCAAAUAUUUUCUCAAAGUUCUAAUAUUAAUAUGCAUAAAAAUGUCCAUUCUGGAGAUAAGCCAUAUGAAUGUGAUGUUUGUCAUAAAAGAUAUACUCAAAGUUCUACUUUAAGAACACAUAUAAAGAUUCAUUCAGGAGAAAGGCCUUAUGAAUGUGAUGUUUGUCACAAAAAAGUUAGUGAUAAGAAGGGUCUAUUACGACAUAAAUUUAUUCAUUCUGGAGAGAAACCACUUGAAUGUGAUGUUUGUCAUAAAAGGUUUUCUCAAAGUUAUUAUUUAAGAAAACAUAAAAAGGUUCAUUCAGUAGAAAGGCCUCAUGAAUGUGAUGUUUGUCAUAAAAACUUUGUGGGUAUGAAGGAUCUAUUACAUCAUAAAAUUGUUCAUUCUCAAGAUAAGCAAUAUGAAUGUGAUGUUUGUCAUAAAAGGUUUUCUGAAAAAUCUAAUUUAAAAACACAUAAAAAGGUUCAUUCAGAAGUAAGGCCUUAUGAAUGUGAUGUUUGUCAUAAAAAUUUUGUGGAUAUGAAGGAUCUAUUGCGUCAUAAAAUUGUUCAUUCUGAACAUAAGCUAUAUGAAUGUGAUGAGGAAGGCCUCAUGAAUGUGAUGUUUGUCAUAAGAACUUUGCGCAGAAAAAGGGUCUAUUACGACAUAAAAAGGUUCAUUCAGGAGAAUGUCAUAACACAUAUAAAGAUUCAUUCAAGAGAAAGGCCUCAUGAAUGUGAUGUUUCUCACAAAAAAUUGAUUUAUAAAAAGCAGAGAAGCAUGGAAGAGGAAACAGAACAUUCAGCUGCAAUUUUCUCUAUUGUAGAUGAACAGUCAAACAAAUUAACAGAAUUUUUAAGCUCUGAAGAUUUUAAAUCACAUCUAUCAACAAUAUUUUCAUCUUCUAAAGACAUAAAAACAGAAUUUACAUUUUCACCUAUUGUUGAUGCAUAA
Messenger RNA from Physella acuta, 1673 nucleotides. RefSeq names its product zinc finger protein 436-like. The record is from RefSeq and is a predicted model, not a curated record. Lineage: Eukaryota; Metazoa; Mollusca; Gastropoda; Physidae. Gene Ontology annotation, biological process: regulation of transcription by RNA polymerase II. Gene Ontology annotation, molecular function: RNA polymerase II cis-regulatory region sequence-specific DNA binding; DNA-binding transcription factor activity.